CCGCCCUCUUUUCUUUCUUGAACCCGUCGCCGGUUCGUGAAUCCGGAAGUAGACUGCCAAAACAACAGCGCCACGGGACCAGGACAGACAGGACCUAAGCAGGCACUUGCUCACAGGCAGAAAAACGCUAAAUUCACGACUUGGGGGAGGGGGGCGGGGUUCCUGGCAGGAGCCCUCUAGGCGCAUGCUCAGAGGCGACCUCCAGGCCAGGAGGAGGGGCAGGGUCGUUCAGAACCCUGUGCGCCUGCGCUCUGGUGCAAGGUGGGGCCCCGGGCGCCCGCACUGUAGGGUGUUCGUUAGGGUAGGGGGCAACUGUCAACUGUCACCGGGACAGAGACGACAGUUACCGGCGGGAUGGCAACACCUUCCGCAGCCUCGGACUUGGCUUGCUCUGCAGCGCCCUCGCCCGUCGGGGGUGCCCAGGCGGCAGCGGCGGCAGAGGAGGAGGAGCGAGAGGUGGUACGGGUCCGAGUCAAGAAAUGUGAGAGCUUCUUGUCACCCGAGUUCCGCUCUUUUGCUGUAGAUCCUCAGAUCACCUCACUGGACGUGCUGCAGCACAUCCUCAUCCGAGCCUUUGACUUGAACGGGAAGAAGAACUUUGGCAUCAGCUACCUGGCGCGUGACCGGCUAGGACAGGAAGCUUUCCUCUCUCUCCUUUCUGAUUGGGACCUCAGCACAGCUUUCGCCACUGCCUCCAAACCUUACCUGCAGUUGCGCGUAGACAUUCGGCCCUCCGAGGACAGCCCAUUGCUGGAGGACUGGGACAUAAUUAGCCCCAAAGAUGUCAUUGGAUCCGAUAUGCUACUGGCUGAGAAGCGUUCCUCACUGACGACAGCUGCCUUGCCUUUUACACAAUCCAUCCUGUCUCAGGUGGGCCGUACAUUGUCUAAGGUCCAGCAGGUGCUGAGUUGGUCAUAUGGGGAAGAUGUCAAGCCUUUCAAGCCCCCUCUGAGCGAUGCUGAGUUUCACACAUACCUGAAUCACGAAGGCCAGCUCUCCCGUCCUGAAGAAUUGCGUUUGCGGAUCUAUCAUGGUGGUGUGGAGCCUUCCCUUCGAAAAGUGGUAUGGCGGUACCUCCUGAAUGUGUACCCAGAUGGGCUGACAGGCCGUGAGAGGAUGGACUACAUGAAACGAAAGAGUCGCGAGUACGAGCAGCUCAAAAGCGAGUGGGCCCAGCGAGUGAACCCUGAGGACCUAGAAUUCAUCCGCAGCACAGUCCUCAAGGAUGUGCUUCGCACAGACAGAGCCCAUCCCUACUACGCGGGACCUGAGGAUGGCCCACACCUACGGGCCCUACAUGACCUGCUUACUACCUAUGCUGUUACCCAUCCACAGGUAUCAUACUGCCAGGGAAUGAGUGACCUGGCAUCGCCCAUCCUUGCUGUCAUGGACCAUGAAGGGCAUGCUUUUGUAUGCUUUUGUGGCAUCAUGAAGCGUCUGGCUGCCAACUUCCAUCCUGAUGGUCGUGCCAUGGCCACCAAGUUUGCCCACCUCAAGUUGCUAUUGAGACAUGCUGACCCAGACUUCUACCAGUACCUACAAGAAGCAGGAGCUGAUGACCUUUUUUUCUGUUACCGCUGGUUGCUGCUGGAGCUUAAGCGCGAAUUUGCCUUUGAUGAUGCUCUCCGAAUGCUAGAGGUCACCUGGAGUUCACUGCCCCCUGACCCUCCUGAACAUGAAGUGGAACUUGUUGGACCUCCGAGCCAAGUGGCAGACACUGGCUUUGGUAGCCACAGGGGACGGCCAGUACGUCAGAGGCACAUGCUGAGGCCUGCUGGUGGAGGAAGCAGUGCUUUUGAAGAUGCUGUUGUCCACUUAGCCACAUCUAGCCAGGGACCCAGUGGUGGGGGACGUCUCCUGAGACAAGCCAGUCUGGAUGGUCUCCAGCAACUCAGGGAUAACAUGGGCCCCAGGAAGGACUUUCUAGUCCAACUAGCCCACCCAGCUACCCUCAUUAGCUCUAAGUCCCUCUCUGAGCCCUUGCUAAACUCCCCAGACCCACUCCUCUCCUCCUCUUCUCGGCCUGAUUCCCCAUCUUCUUCAUCUCCUCCAUCUACCCAGGAGGCUUCUCCUUCUGGUGACAUAGCUGUAGGAUCCCCCUUGAUGCAAGAUGUAGGAUCUCCCAGAGAUCCUGGGAAGUCCCUACCACCCCCACCUCCAAUGGGCCUUCCCCCACCCCAGGAGUUUGGCCGAGGGAACCCAUUCAUGCUCUUCCUCUGCCUGGCUAUCUUGCUGGAGCACCGUGAUCACAUCAUGCGCAAUGGGCUGGAUUACAAUGAGCUAGCCAUGCAUUUUGACCGCCUGGUGCGAAAACACCAUUUAGGGCGUGUCUUGCGCAGGGCCAAGGCUCUCUUUGCUGAUUAUCUGCAGUCUGAAGUGUGGGACUCUGAAGAGGGGGCUGAGGCCACAGCUCCAUCUUGAUUGUAAUCCUUCCAGCUUUCCAACCCCAUUGGUACUCCAUUCUUUGUCUUGAGGGUCUACACAGGGCAUUAUUCCCUGCCUGCCAUCCCCAGACAUGUUGAAGCCUGGGGCCCUCUCACUGGGUUUGAGUGUGUGUGGCUCAGUGUUGGCAUUGCCCAUGGAGGCUAUGGCCUCUUCUGCUUUUGUUGUUUUGUUUCUAAACUAUACUUUACACACACAAAAAUCACUGUGGCACGUGUAUUUUUCUACUUCCUGGAUAUUAUAGAAGUUACUGUGGGCUCUUUGGUUGACGAGACUGAAAUAACUCAAUUGAUUUAGAGUGGCUCCUGCUUUCUCUGCCACAGGGGAGUAGCUGUUGAAAACCAGGUAUUGGUGAACCCGAACCCAGCCCAGGAACUGCUCUAGAAAAGGCUAAAUCUUAUGUUUGUUUUAUUGCUUGGUUGGUUUUGAGGGUAUAUCUGCCUUUCUAGAAUAUAAAGGUCUAUUUGAUAUCUGUGAAUGUUAUCUCAG
Messenger RNA from Myodes glareolus (Bank vole), 2931 nucleotides. RefSeq names its product TBC1 domain family member 25 (gene Tbc1d25). Gene Ontology annotation, cellular component: autophagosome. Lineage: Eukaryota; Metazoa; Chordata; Mammalia; Rodentia; Cricetidae. Gene Ontology annotation, molecular function: GTPase activator activity. Gene Ontology annotation, biological process: activation of GTPase activity; regulation of autophagosome maturation. The record is from RefSeq and is a predicted model, not a curated record.